AUGAAGCAAAAGCUAACAGAGACUAUGGCGAAUAAUCACAACAUCCCCACUGUCGGCGAGUGGGAGCUAGACCUCCUAACUCGUCUCCGAGUCCAGCGAGAGCGACGGGAACACGCCCGAACACAAAUACUGCUAGAAGCCGAUCUCCUAAUCGACAUGGCACAAGGAAUCAUGGCCACGGCUCACCCACAGCCUCUCGCCGCUCACAAUAUGCUGUGGGCACUACAGCAUCGUAUGAGUAUUUUGCGUAUCGAAUGGAUUGGGCUGGAUAACGAUGAGGAAUACGAUAUGGGGCUGGAGCAGUGCAUCUGGGCACGCUGUCGCUGA
Messenger RNA from Penicillium mononematosum, 327 nucleotides. RefSeq lists its product as uncharacterized. Bases 1 to 327 code for a protein of 108 amino acids. The record is from RefSeq and is a predicted model, not a curated record. The transcript is spliced from 2 exons. Lineage: Eukaryota; Fungi; Ascomycota; Eurotiomycetes; Eurotiales; Aspergillaceae.